UGGCCCGAGCGUGGAGCUGAAUUCAAACCCUUCCCCAGCCCGGGCAACCAAAGAAUGGCUGCCUUUGUGCGCAGGCUGCGUCACGUCCCACCCUCGCAGGGUGCCUUUUGCAAGGUGCUGCUAAUAGACAAAUUACAGCUCCCAGCCUGUCAAGGUAGAUAACAGGACCAUGUGAUGCAGGCAGCUCAGCAGUUGACGGGUGGCACCGCAGGGUAAAGGUGCGCGGCGCAGCGCGGCGCAGCCACGCCGGGAGGGAAGGAAGGAAGGGGAAGAAGCAGCCGAGCUCACGGCGACGGGACUCUCCGUCUCGUGGGAGAGCCGGGUGGCGGGUGUUCUUCCCGGUGGAUCUCACUUCUGCCUUGAUGCCCUGGGAAGAUUCCCAAGCGCCUUGGAAAAAGUAAUUAUAGCCGCAAUCGGCGCCACUGCCAAAGCCCAGGAGAAGCGAUCAGCAUGUCUUUCAACAGAAAGAACUGGUCUGCGCUUUCGAGCCUGGCUCGACAAUGGAGUGCUGAGGAUGAGGAAGAGCAGGAGAGGGAGCGCAGGCGGAGACACCGGCAGCUGAAUUCUACCACGGAGGCAAAGGAGGAAACCUCCAGCGUAGUACAGAACAUGACCAGCCGAGCAUCAAAUAGGUUCCGUAGCUCUUCAGAGGUGAAGCCCUCAAGACUGGGGAGCUCAAAGCCAGGAAAUGAGAGGGCACUGGUAGAGGCAACAAAUCAGCAGGAAGACAGAGGAGUAAGGAGGAGAGUGGAAAUGUUAAAUAAUGUGAAACAGGAUAAGAAGGAGACCCUGAAUGCCAGGAAAUUGGAAAAGGAAGCUGCUGAAAGGAAAGCUAAGCCCCCCUCAGAACCACCUCAGAAGCAGAAGGAACCCAUAGUGGAAAAAUGUGAAAGCCUGGUUCACCCAAAGGAGCCUGAUGAAGAAAAGCAUCAAAUUGUGGGUGAGGGAAAAAAGGAGAAAACAGUAGAGAAACAUGAAAACUUGGAUCAGAGUGAGAAGGACCCCAAAACACACAAGGAUCUGGUCUUUAGCGAGGAGCAGCAGGUGCCAAAGGCACCCCAGCCUCAGGGAGUGGCUGCAGUCCAGAAUGAGGUGGCAACACAGCAGCCUCAGCGAGCUUCUUGGGAGCGUAAGAGCAUCAGCCGGCUUGAGGUCAAGAUUCAGUCCAGAGUCAGGAACUUCCCGGAAGGUGCUCCAGCUACCGUUGGACCGCAGGCAACAGAAAGAAGUAGUCUCAAAUCAGAAGAAGCUGUAAGCUCUCUCUCUGGUCAAGAUGGAUCUGAGGCUCCCUUGCUAGUCUCUCAUCCUGUGAUUACCUACAGUAGUUCAUUCAAAAGGAUCAGUCCAAGGACUAUCUCAUUUCGGGUGGUCCCCAGGAAAGAGAAACAAGAAGAUACAUUAAGCAGAAGUGUCAGCAUGAGGCUCCCAGCAAACACUGCUAAACUUGAGGAGAAGCUGGAGAGGUAUACAUCUGCUGUGCAGAGAGCAGGGUCAAUUAAAUUACCUCCAUCUGCUCGGAGAAAUUUCCAUCCACCCUCAGAGGGCGUGGCCAGCAAGCGCAGCAUCUUUGAAGCAACUGUCCCCAUCCGGGCUGAGACUACCACCCCUGUCCGGAAGGAGAGUUUGAAGAUCUCCGGAGGAGUCACUUCUCGCAUCAAUCUCUGGAUCCGUCGAACCCAGGAGCCCAGCAAGGAUGAAGGAACCAAGGACAUUCAUAAAAUUGAGAACAUUGCAGAGCGGACUCAGUUGGGAAAAUGGCCUGAUGAUUCCUGAAGGAAAACCAGGAUGUACCUAUACAAGCUGUUCUGGGGACAACUUAUCGCCACUCAAAUAAAAUGUCGUGGCCACUUGAAAUUCUACUGCAUUCCUUGGUUUCAGACUGUUCCCUUCCACAAGGCCAUUUGCCUGGCAAAGAAUAUAUCAGUCAACCUGCCUAUGUUGCCUUUUCAUGGAUUGGGUUUCUUGGUGACUAAAAAAAAUGCUUCUAAUUGGUGGAUGGGAAAGUUGGCACUUAUGACAUAGAAACUGUAUUACCCAUAAUCCACUUCUGUCCCUUUCCACUUCUGUAUCUUCUAACUCCCAAAUAUCAAAGCCUCAAGUUCUACCAGCAACCUUGAAGAUAUGAAAUACAUUUGGCCAUUAAUGAACCAUGCUUCAGUUAUGCAUUUGCCAUGAUGCAUAUUAUACCAUAAUUCACUAUUUAAUUCAUGCACCUAACACUAGCAGUUACUGCAUAAAGCUGGUAGUUUUGUGUGCUGACUGUGAUGUCAUCACAUAGCCAGAUCUUAAAAACAUUAGAGUCCUGUUGGAUUGAACCCAAAAGUCUAUCUAGUCCAGCAUUCUGUUCUCAUAGUGGCCAACCAGAAGCAUCUUGAAAGCCCAUGAGCAGGACAUGAGUGCAAUUGCACCUUCCCACUUAUAUGACCCAGCAACUGGUAUUCAGAGACAUUUUGCCUCUGAUACUGGAGGUAAUGUAUAGCCAUUGUGACCAGUAGCCAUAGAUGAUGAUGCCACUGGGAUGAAGGAGGCUGAUCUGAAGGGAAUAAUGGAGACAAACCUGCAACUGAUGAGGGAUGUGAAGAGCUUCACAGUGGAGAUUGCUGCUAUCUGAGAACCAAGAGCAGGGUGAUGGGCUACCCGUGUAUGGUGAGAGAAGGGUGUGGGCUGUCUGAAUGUGUGUAGGGGGCCUUUUCUCUGCAGCAGCACACCCCCACCCCCACAAAAAGAACUGCUUGAAACGGCCUUCUGAAAAAUCACCAAAGGGUGUGUGUGUAUUAUCACAUAUAUGUAUAUAUAUAUAUAUAUUUUCUCUAAACCAAUGGAACAAAUCUGUUGUAUCUCAAGGCUUAUUGUUUUCAGUAGGACUUAUGGUGAACUUUUGUGCAUGGUUAUUUAGGAGCAAGCUCCACAUGUGUUCAAUGGGAUUUACUCCUAGGUAGGUGUGUAUAGGAUUAGAGCCUAAGUCAUUACAAACUUUAGCUGGAUUGGGGCCAUAGGUUCUUGUAUGAACCCUGCCUAUAAAAUCUUAAGUCACUGACUUAAAAAGUCAAGCCAGUUUGAUCAGAAUUUUUGUAAGCGUAUUUAGACAAACAUCUAACUCUAGAUUCAGUGAUGAAUUUGGCUCUUGCUAUAUUUCAUAAUAAAUAUCACUUUGGUUCAAGUACUUCUUA
Rhineura floridana is the source of this 3170-nucleotide messenger RNA. It is a transcript of the gene LAD1, whose product is annotated as ladinin 1. The record is from RefSeq and is a predicted model, not a curated record. NCBI's taxonomy places the organism in Eukaryota, Metazoa, Chordata, Lepidosauria, Squamata, Rhineuridae. The transcript has 10 exons. Gene Ontology annotation, molecular function: structural molecule activity. The coding region runs from base 451 to 1773 and encodes 440 amino acids.